CCGAAAACACAUCCAGAUACACAGGAUACCGUGCUGGAGACCCAGGAGACAUCAUGGACUCAGUGUUUCUGCUUCCAGGUUAUUAUGUAUAAACGAAUAGAUUCAAUCAUUAUAUCUGGAGAUGGACAGUGUGGUUAUAAUGUACUGGGUAUUUAUCGCUGGUAGACGCGUUCGACGCUUUGCACACACACACACAACACCAUGCUAUAUUGAUGUAAACCGCCCGCUCAUACUCAGAUGGCUUCGACAAACAGCGCGGACAUCGUAUAUAUUUAUUACUUUAUUACACAUAAAGCUUAAGCAAAAUGGACAUCACCGACUUGGUCUACCUAUUGGACGCGUAGGAAAUUUAUUUUGCGUUGCAUUAUCCUGACAAGUAUGCUUUUUACUAUGUGGAAUAUCAUCUUACAGUGAUAUCGACUUUAUGUGAUGUCAUAAGCUGUCGAAAUACCUUAUGCCAACUAGGAUUUGACGAUCAUCAUUUGUUUUAAUUCAUUGAAAUAUCAUGAAAACGACGAACAGACAGAUCACAACACGGAAGCAGCCGACUGCUCACAUUACCACUGUGGAUAUCAUCUGGGAACAGCUCGGAGUGCACGGAAGCAUGACAGGCCUGUGUGCCACCUGUGAUGUUCCCUGCUGCAAGAUCCAGAUAAGCGGACGAUCACUUUGUUAAUACUAGCCUCCAGUAUUGACGUGUGAUAUUUAUACGUCAACGUUAUACCAUCACAUUGAACGGGCAUUCUAUAGGAUCUGACUCCGGACAUAGGCUUCUCAACUCCUAUGAUUCCGUACAGGACGCAGCAGUCACGGAGUACUUUAGAUUAGUCCGUUUAACUGGGAGUUCAUCUUUCAUAAACAACAUGGAUCACCCGCCAACCUCCGACCCCGGCUGUACAACUCCUCCAUUGUCGCAAAUCAUCUGCUGCAAACUCUGCUUCAGCGUCUAUAAAAGUCCCAAGCUGCUUCCGUGCCUUCAUAGUUUUUGCUGUUUGUGCCUGUCCAACCACUGUGAUCGCAAUGUCUCCCAGGGCAAGGCCACGGUAUGUCCCUCUUGCUCCGAACCCUUCGAUGUGCCGGAGCAAGGCAUUGCCAGCCUGCCUAAUAAUGUGGUGCUACAGAGGGCAAUUUUAUCAAAUGUAAAUCAAGUGAAGAUAAAAUCGCCCCCUCACUAUAGAAAUCGGUCAGUCACCAAUUCUGACUCGUUGACUUUCAGUGAUACAUCCAUUGGGUCAGAAUUAAAAAAAUGUUCUUCUAACAGGGGCAGUACAGACAUCAUUUCAGCUGAGGGAAUGUUUCAAAGGGAAAACUCUUCGGAAAAUGCUGAAAAUGAUCAGAGUGGAAAAGCAGCUGAAAACGACCUCGUUUUCAUGGAAAAUAGUGUUGUUCAACAUGAUAACGUUACGACAGUGUGUCAGUCAACACAGGAGAAUGAUAAGUCAAAACUCGAAGACAGAAGACAAACGCCAAAUCAAUCGAAUCUUACAUCACCGUCUACAGAAACAGACGCUUCUUUGUUUCAACAGGAACACCAAAAGAUGGUUAAAAGUUGCUCGGAGUUUAGCAACUUUUCAAUAGGUAGUCUAAAGUUUGAGCCCCCACAAGAUUAUGCGGACAUUACAGAAGAUUGUUAUACAGAUAAUGACAAUACUGCCAUCUCUUCAGUAAACCACGACCCUAUUAUUGAAGAACAUAAACAACGCGAUCGAAUAAAGGAUGAGUUGGCAGGUUUUCAAACCGAAGCACUGGGCAUUGUUUAUUCCAUCGACAAUUUGAAUAAAGAAAAAGAAAGAUGUAUUCAACAAAAACAGAACCUACAUUAUCAAAUACAACAGCGGUCAGCUCGCUUACAAGGCUUGAUAAAGGGUUGGGAAAGACAACUUCUGCUGCAGGUUGAGGCCCAUUGGCACGAUAUAAAUAUGACUGAAGUCAUUGAGAAGUACAAGUCUUACAUGCACAACAGAUUAAAAGGCAUACUAGCUAUGACAGACUUGGCCAGAAUGUUACUUGAUCACGGUCUCAGUGAAGAACUACCUGUAUUUGAGGAAAUGAUUAAAAACAGAAAGCAAAAACUAAACGGACAGAAAUUAUCGUUUGAGAAGCCUUACAUGAAAUUCAGUAUACCUGCAGAUGAGGAUGUGGUUGUGGAAAAUCUAUUCGGUAGUCUUAAUGUUCUGAGGAAAUCUGAAAGCUAUUGGGAGUUCUGCCCAGCUACCCAAAUCCCAACGGCAACGUCCGGCAUUGAUGAACAGGUGAACAACAGGAGCAUAUCGGAGCCUAUAUCCGGGAAGAUUAUAUCACAAACAGAUUCCCAAACAUCAAAAUCUGACAUUAAGGGCAAAUCCGUUGGUUCUACAUUAGCAUGCAGAUCACCGUCAAUAGAAAAAUUAAAAGAAGACCGACUUUCUACAAAACGAAGUAGAAGCUCAUCAACAAGACGAAGUUUCUCGAAGCAAAUGAGCCCUUCUCAUCCCAGAAGCAGACGACAGUCUAUGGAAUCACCAACAUCUGAGGAUGUUAAAAUUUCAGGUGGGCCGUUUACUAAGCCUGUCCUACAUGCAAAAAGUCCUGUACGUCAAAUGCACAGAGGAAACUCUAGGGGAUAUCAAGUGUCAGAUCAAUCUGUGUUUUCACCUCCCUCUUCUCCAACUAAGCUAGGUAAAACAUCUGACUGUACACUAGAUUUCUCAUCAGGAAACCGACGAAAUACCGAAGGAAGCAUUCAAAUUGACUGGGAAAGAGACUUUAUAAACACAAUUGAACAAGAAGCAAACCGCUAUUCUGACAGCAGUAGAGACACUGCUGUUUUGAAUGAAAGUGAUCGACGUGGCCAAAUUGAUGACGAUGUCCAACACACUCGACGUAUGCUUGCCAUGUGCAAAAAACAGCUUCUGGAAGCACAGACGGAGUCCAACCCUUUGUUACAAUUUUCAUCACACGACGUUCACACUGGAAGUCUUCCCUCAUCUCCAAGAGAACGUUUCGAUCAUUUGAAAUUUUCUGCUCGUAAAAAGUCUAUUAAGUGGAGAUCAGAGUCACGUGACAGUAUAUCCAGUCUUGAUGGUGAUUAAAAUAACGUAUAUAAGUGUACUGAUGUAUGUUGACAAAGAGAGCAUUCUGUAUUAUAUUCUUGUAUACAGGUAAAUUACACAUGAUUAUUUACUGCGUUACAUGCUUCAUGCUUUAAAGAACUAAAUAUUUCCUCUCAAAUUAAUAUAUUCUCAAAAUAUUAAAAAAUAUAUUAAACAGCACACAAAAAAUUAUGUAUUUUUAAUGUAAAACUUCUCAAGUGCCUAGUGCAAGUUAUGCUCUUUGCAAUAGAAAUUACUAUUUAUCAUUGAUAGUCAUACAAAUCAAUCCGUUAAUGUGCCAAAAACCGAUCAUAACCAAAAAGAUGACUUUUUUUUAAAAAAAAUAUUGAAAUAUUGAACUUAAUUGAAAACAUCUGAACGAAAUAUGUUAAAACCUAAUACCAGUAUCAAUAUUAAUUCCACUAAGUGUAUUGAUCAAUGUUGUUGUUUUCAAUAUUUUACCAGCUUUUUAUAUAAAACAAAUAAAGCAACUAAAUAAAAAAAACUGUUUCUACUAUGGGUCAAACUGAUAUUUGACUUUUAAAUACGUUGUUAUCAUGCUUUUUAUACAUGAAAACAGGCAAAGACAUAAUCAAUGCAUUAAUGACAUGGUAAACUAGUAUUGCCAAGUUGUGGUUUUAUUCUUUUGGAAAUUAUUGUUUUACUGGUGGUGUUUGUAAACUUCUUUGAAUCUGGAUAGAAACAUAUAACCAAUGCACUUUCUGUAUGUUGGAUAAUGAAAUAUUGCCGGAAAUCUCACCCAUUCUCCAGUAAAACGGUUAUAACACGAUGAUUAUAAUGGGAUCACAUCCUUAGCCAUAUUAUCCUUGAGGAAAAAGUUGAUGAUUAUUUUUCAAGCUAUUUCACCUCUUUUUGUUAGGAUCUUAUAAUUUUCAUACCAUCAAACUUACACCUAUCCGAUGAUAUUGAUUUGAAUAAUUUUCUAAAGGAAUUAUACAAAUUGUCCCCAAAAGUUUUGUUUUUUUCCUCGAACAAUGUGUGUAUUAUACUAUAUUAUAUUAUACGUUUUCGAAAUGGGAAUGGGUAACUCAGGUGCACAGAAAUUCCCUAUAUUGAUAAAGCAUGUUACCACGUUUUCAUCCAUAAAGAGAACUUGAUACAAUUUGCUUUUGUAUUCAUUAUUCAUACACAUAUAAAAUUGUAUCAAUACUGAGCACAAACCAAACAAAUACUUGCAAUAUACUUAAUUCAUCUACUUCACAUAUAGUCAAAUCCCAAACUUUUUGAUCAUUGUAUUUCUUCAGCAAAAUAGAAAAUAAGUUACUUCAUUCAUUGAUAUUUUUUUCUCGUAAAAAUAUUCAAUGUGAUGGUGUUUUUCUCAGCAAAUGGAAAAUAAGUUAUUUCAUUUUGCUAUUUUAAAUUCCUGUAAACUAAUUUGUUUUUGUUAGUUUACAAAGCAUGCUUUCCUGUAAAGAAAAUCAAUACGUAGUUCCUUAAAUGAUACGAUGUGAAUGAGUACUGAUUUCGGAUGUAAUAUUCAGACAAUCUGAUAUCAUCAGUAACUCUAUAAAGUUGAUCAUUUCUGCAUGUGUAAUUUUUUUUUUCACUAUUGGAAAACAUGACCAUAUCAAAUUAAGAUGUGUGAUGAGUCUACAGUUCUACUAUGUGUACUACAACAGCUAAUACACAAGAUAAGGUCAUUUUGAUAACGGGGUGUAUUUCACGAUGUCAAAACAAAUAGCGGAAAAUUAUUGGACCAUUUACUUCCAGGUGAUGCCAUGGGUGUGUAUACGUAAGUGUGUACGUUAUUAUUACACCUAGGUCCUCGAGAACAAAACCAAUAAAGUGGUAGUUUAAAGAAGGUAUUGACAAUUUUCAGCUAAUAGAAAAUCUUGGAUUUACAGUGUUUUCUUAAAUUGUUUAAUUAACUGUGUUUAAGAAUGAUAGUAUCUAUCUAAAAUCAUUAACCACCUUGAAACUAUUUUGCCUAUCUGCAGAUUGUAAAAAGGCAAAAUUCUUAUAUUUGAAAAGGAUAUUAGCCCGAAUAUUUUAGAGAAUGAUAAUGAAAGAAUCCCGUAGUAUAAUGAUAUAAGUAGAUACAUAAUAUCAUACUUUUUACAGUUACUAGUUUUAGUACUUCAAAAUAUAUUAUUAAAUAAAUAAAUACAUGGGUGUUAUUAUCAACCCUAACUAAAUAAAUACAUGGUGUUAUUUUCAACCCUUUCUAAAUAAAUACAUGGUGUUAUUAUCAACCCUUUCUAAAUAAAAAUACAUGGUGUUAUUAUCAACCCUUUCUAAAUAAAUACAUGGUGUUAUUAUCAACCCUUUCUAAAUAAAUACAUGGUGUUAUU
Mizuhopecten yessoensis (Yesso scallop) is the source of this 5383-nucleotide messenger RNA. RefSeq lists its product as uncharacterized. Lineage: Eukaryota; Metazoa; Mollusca; Bivalvia; Pectinida; Pectinidae. Gene Ontology annotation, biological process: positive regulation of DNA-templated transcription. The coding region runs from base 864 to 3071 and encodes 735 amino acids. Gene Ontology annotation, molecular function: metal ion binding; ubiquitin-protein transferase activity. The transcript has 2 exons. The record is from RefSeq and is a predicted model, not a curated record. Gene Ontology annotation, cellular component: chromatin; nucleoplasm.